UUGAGUCAGAUGUUUCAAUCUUACUUUGCGCGAUGUGUACUGGUUUCACCUCUCGCCUCCUGACCCGAUAAUUCUACUUUUCAUCAACUGGUAUUCAGGCUACUACUUUCACUCGUGUUCCCAUUUCCGAAAGUCAACAGCACUGCCAAAGUGUGUUUCGUUAGAUUAUUCAUAUGACAGUUUUAUCGCUUAUGAAAACGCACAAGAAUUUUUGGACGAAUAAUUAUAGAAACGUCGGUAUAUAUUGUUUAAUUUAAUAUAUCCGGUACAAUGCCGUACUAUAUUUGUAGUUAUUACAAUUCCGAGUUCAGAUUAUAAAUUUGUUUUGUUAGUCACCUGUUUGAUUCUACGAAUAAAAAGAAACAAUAACAACUUAAUAAUCGUUUAAAGUGCGAACUCUUUAAUUCCGUAGUUACUUUAUAUCUGAAGUUUGACAUCAGCCAGAGGAAACACAGGCAAGAAGCUUGAAGAAGUAGACAUGAAACCAAAGGACUUCUCGAAACCUAAGUAUCAUGGCACAUUCAAAAAAUUCCUCUUGAAGCGUUAUUUGAACGGAAGCAACAAUAACCAGUUGGACUCCAGGGAGAGUCGAGACUUAUCCACAGAAGAGAUUCUUCCUUCUCAGACUCCAAGUCCGGGAUUAGACACAAAACCUCUGCUUCAGAAUAUCCUCCAACAAGGUGCUCAACAACUGCCUUUUUCUGUGUUCUACAACCAACAGUCCCUAGUGACGUGCAGUAGUACCACAGGGUCUUUGCCACCAAGUCCAGCGGAUAGUGGAGUUUCCGACGUAGACAGCAGUAGUGGUCAUCUAAGCACAGAAGAGUAUAAGACUAAAUUACAGUCUGCAUCAGAAUCGCCUUUACCAGGAAACAUACACUACUAUCGUUCUGUCCCCCAUGUGGCUCCGCAGCCUUACUUUUCUUUAUUCAAGUAUCCCAAUUCAAAUUCCCCGGGAAUCGUUCCUCAUUGUUACUCAGAGACUCACUACAGAUCUCUACCAGUUCACUCCUGCAGAGAUUUAUUCCCUCACGAGAAUCCACACAGCUCUCUCUCCCGUACGGUUACGCACAACUCUCCAUCCUCAGCUCCUUCACAUCGAUUAUCCUUCACUCCCCAACAUUCAACACAUCAUUUGGGAUUGCCGCCUUCCUGGUCACCUCCUCACUUCCAUGUUACCAGCACAAGCCAGGUACAUCCACAAACUUCUCAUGGACCCCACAUUAGGCUUGUUCCUUCUAGUUCCCCGUCGUCCUCUCGAAAUCAUUCGCCAACAGGAAGACCUUCAGCCAUUCCAACUUCUGUUAUUACCACAGCUAACAACACUGUUUCGCUUGGCUCUGACCUGGACUCAUCGUGUUACGUUGAAGACCUAUCUCGUCAGCCGAAGCCUAAGAAAAAAGCACGAAAAUUAAAGAAUCCUGAUGAUAUUUCUUCUACGAAGAGAAAAAGUCGAGAAGGUUCUACAACUUAUCUGUGGGAGUUUCUGUUGAAAUUACUUCAAGACAAGGAAUACUGUCCGCAAUAUAUUAAGUGGACAAAUCGAGAAAAGGGAAUUUUUAAACUUGUAGAUUCUAAAGUUGUGUCAAGACUCUGGGGAGUUCACAAGAACAAACCAGACAUGAAUUACGAAACAAUGGGCCGUGCCCUGAGGUAUUACUACCAACGUGGAAUUCUGGCUAAAGUGGAUGGACAGAGACUAGUCUAUCAAUUUGUGGACGUUCCGAAGGAUAUUGUACAGAUCGAGUGUUCAGAAUGAUCCAUUAUGAAUUUUCGUGGUAUCUUCUAGAAAAUGGCCAAGUCUGUGAUGUUAUUGUAUUUGUAACUGUUUGAGCUGUAAGCUCGUGAAUAAUAAGGGAUUAAUUAACCUUCUGUAAUAGACACUUUUGCUGUGCAUUAGAGAGUUUGAGUGACAUAAGUAUCCCUAAGAAAAGUGUAGAAACUAGGUUGUUGAUUUGAAUGAAGAGGGUAUAUAUUUUUAUAUCAGGGAUACUUUAUAUGCUGUUGUUAAUCUAAAAUAUAAAAUACACGUUAUUUAUUUUUAUCACAGUAAUCUCUUGCAGUUUUCAGUUCUUCAAGACGAUUAGAGAAAUUCAUUUGCAACUGAAUUUAUAAAAUCUAUUUAUAUAUGGUGGUAUAUAUUUACAUGCGCAAAAAAAUGGUGAGUGAUAAGUCUGAACCAGAAGUUCGAAACAGUUUUUACAUCAUAAUUUAACAUCGAAUGAAGUUUUAAUUGAAAAGGAAGUAUGUCAACGAAACUGAAAGUUUACACGUGUACUUAAACUCUGUCAGGUGACAGUUCUUCUGUUAGCUAGUGAGAGAAGUAUAUGAUAAUAUUUAGAAUAAAAUAUAUUUUGUGCAUCCUUAACACAGCUUGAUCACACAUUUAUCUUACUGCUAUCCUUUAGCGAUAUUUAAGAUAAUUCAGUAUAAUUAAAACACUUAUGUGCUGAUGAUAAAAUGGCGUGUUAUUCGUAGGGUUAUAAGAAAAUACAAAAAAUGGACGUUCAUUCAAUACUGUUUACUUGUGAGUUUAAAGAAUGUUUUUAUUUUCCUUUCUUUAAAACAAUUAUGUAAUUUUGAAAAAAACAAUUCACGUACAUCAAUUUUAAACGACAGGUAACUCCAGUUACAGUAACAAGUUGAGUAGUUGUAUAAUUUAUAGCACAGGUACAUACACCUUUAGGGGAAUAUUUUAUAUUGUAUCACGAUAAAUAAAUGAUAUAUGAUAAAAAAAUUAUUAUUCGGAUUUAUCCUGUAGAACUUACCUAAAAGUUAAACUCUAUCUGUUUAUUAAACAAGGUGGGUCUUUUUAUUUUAUUUGCAAGAAAAAAGUUCUCGCUCUGCUGUGCUAGUAAUGGAUUGCAUAUUAAACCGACUUGAGAUUCAUAGCCUCAAUUCUCUUUUUCAUUGGUCAGAAAGGCUUUGGGUGGAGGGGUGGGGGACAAAGAAUACCGACCUCUUAUGCUUCCCCAUUCAGCUGAAGACCCUAUGGUAUGGCAGCCUGACCUGAAAUGUCUCACAGAAACUGUCAUUGUGGACCCCUUUCCUAAUUUGAGGGGGAUGGCUGCUUCUGUCGGUUCCCGAAUGACGACCUUGAGUGUAUGAACUUCAGAAAAUGUAGCAUUUAUAGCUUUCAAAUAGAGCAAUUCCUAAAGUAUACGUGGUAAACGGACAUGCACUGUAUGGCAGCUUUAAAAUUAUCAACAGACAUGGCGGAUGGGACUGAUGUCUCCCUGGCUUCUUCGCCUAUUUCAUAGAUGAAAAAUCUAACUGUUAAAAACACGUAUGUUAUUACGGAAAACAUCGUGUAAUAUUCCGGUCAACGGUUUGAAGGAGUUCGUUACGUUCACGUGUGUUUACAUUUUCGUGUGAUAAUGUCAGGUGUUGUGAUGGGUUCAAGUAUUACUUAGUAAAUGCACGAUGAAAAAUCGUCAAGAUAAACAGCGUGAAAACACUUUUUUAUAAGAUUAUUGUGUAAUCAAUGACAGACUUAAGCUCUAAAUAAGUACAACAGUGGUUCUUAAGUUGCAUUGCACCAAAAAACGCCAAACAACUAGCCCGGCAUGGCCAGGUGGUUAGGGCGCCCGAGUCGCAAUCCGAGGGUCGCGGGUUCGAUUCCCCGUCGCACCAAACAUGCUCGCCCUUUCAGCUGUGGGGGCGUUAUAAUGUGACGGUUAAU
This is a messenger RNA of Limulus polyphemus (Atlantic horseshoe crab), 3682 nucleotides long. RefSeq names its product ecdysone-induced protein 74EF-like. Lineage: Eukaryota; Metazoa; Arthropoda; Merostomata; Xiphosura; Limulidae. Gene Ontology annotation, molecular function: sequence-specific DNA binding; DNA-binding transcription factor activity, RNA polymerase II-specific. The record is from RefSeq and is a predicted model, not a curated record. Gene Ontology annotation, biological process: regulation of transcription by RNA polymerase II; cell differentiation. Bases 479 to 1759 code for a protein of 426 amino acids. The transcript is spliced from 8 exons. Gene Ontology annotation, cellular component: nucleus.